UCCACAUCGUGGUGCCGCAUCAGCCAGCACGGUGCGUCCUGCAGCAGCAGCAACAACAGCAGCACCAGCAACAACAACGGCACCUGUCGUUCUCUGGACGAGCUGAUUACCCGUAAAGGAGUAAAUCAAGACAAUCCCCGAAACAAUUACGAGCCGGACAUGGCGAGGAUGUGUGAAUACCGGUGGCUUCAUGUGUAGAUAUUUGCUCUUGUGAAAAUUACGCAUCGAGCCCUUGAUGCUGAAGGGUGGUGACACUGAGGGGGGCAAUUUCAGUGCAACCCUGUGAAAACACACACACCGAAACACACACCGAACACACACACAUAUUGUGGAGCUUUUUGGAUAAGCCCUUCAGAGGAGACAAUGAGAGGCUACCUGCUGACUGCAAUCUUCCUGCUGCCCUUGGUGGCCUCAGAGUCCGAGCACUGUUUAAUCAAGCGUGAACAUGAGAAAUGCAUGGAGAAUAUCAUCAUGCACGACCCCAGCGAUGACCUUGAAUUAGUGUGCCCAUGGAUGUGGGACAACCUGACCUGCUGGCAGGCGGCCAACGUCGGCGAGGUCAUCGUAGUCAACUGUCCGGAGCUCUUCCACGACUUCAUGGACCCUGAGGAGGAGAUGGGGAGGAUCAGCCGUAACUGCACCGAGGAAGGCUGGUCUGAACCUUACCCUCACUAUGUGGAAGUCUGCUAUUUCUCUGAAAAUGCCACGAAACCCGACCUGUUCUACGCGUCGGUCAAGGCCCUGUACACGGUCGGCUACAGCACCUCGCUGGUGUCUCUGACCACAGCCAUGGUCAUUCUCUGCAGAUUCAGGAAGCUCCACUGCACCAGGAACUUCAUUCACAUGAACCUCUUUGUGUCCUUCAUCCUGAGAGCCAUCUCAGUCUUCAUCAAGGACGGCGUUCUGUACGCUCAGGAGGACAGCGACCACUGCUUCGCACACACAGUGGCGUGUAAAGCAGUGAUGAUUUUCUUCCAUUACUGUGUCAUGUCCAACUAUUUCUGGCUGUUCAUUGAGGGGCUGUAUCUCUUCACUCUGCUGGUGGAGACUUUCUUCCCUGAGAGGCGCUACUUCUACUGGUACACCAUCGUAGGCUGGGGAACUCCCACCAUCUGCGUCACUAUAUGGGCGGUUCUGAGGCUCCACUUUAGUAACACUGGAUGCUGGGAUACGAAUGAGAACACUGCCCUCUGGUGGGUGAUCAAAGGACCUGUAGUGGCCUCCAUUAUGAUAAACUUUGUCCUCUUCGUUGGAAUAAUCAUCAUCCUGGUGCAGAAGCUGCAGUCCCCUGACAUCGGAGGGAACGAAUCAAGCAUUUACCUCAGCUGUGCUCAGAAAUGCUUCAGUGAGCCCACACAGGCUGUUCAGCAUUCGUGCAGGAUGUCAGAGUUAUCCACCAUCACACUGCGUCUGGCGCGCUCCACACUCCUGCUCAUCCCCCUGUUUGGUAUUCACUACACUGUGUUCGCCUUCUCACCUGAGGACGUCAGCAAGAGGGAGAGACUGGUCUUUGAACUGGGACUGGGAUCCUUCCAGGGCUUUGUUGUAGCGGUCCUCUAUUGUUUCCUUAAUGGAGAGUUUCUCCCUGAAGGUGCAGUCGGAGAUCAAGAGGAAAUGGCGCAGCUGGACCGUGAACCGGUACUUUGCUGUGGAUCUGAAGCAGCAAAGGCACCCUUCGUUGGCCAGCAGUGGAGUGAACGGCGGGACUCAGCUGUCGAUCCUCAGCAAGAGCAGCUCCCAGAUACGCAUGUCCAGCCCGCUGGCGGAGAACGCCAACAUCAGCCUCCCGACCUGAGCGUCUGAUCGGCGGGAGUCAACGUCAAGGUGCCGUCCCACUCACGUACAUCCAGACCAACCAGAGCAGACCAAAGUGGCCCCUCAGACCUCUUACAUUUUGUAGUUUAGCCUUUCGAAAAUUAGGUAUUUCUAAAGCAUUUACUGGGGAUUCAUUAGAGGAGCAUAGCUGACUAGCAUUUCAUUUUACUAUACAAUAUGAUGUAUGUAUUUAUUGGAAUACUUUGGUAGUCUCUGAAAAGGUAUAAAUAAUGCACUGAAUUUAAUGGUUAAAUUCCACUCAGAGAUUUUGGAAAUCCCCUUCCUACCAAUGUAUUUUUAAAUAAAUGAAGCUCCUGUUCUUGUUUUAUUUAUAGAUAAUAUUAAUGAAGAGUUGGUGCCAAAAUAAUAAUCAAAUGGAGGGGUCAUAUUUGGCUGUUUUAAAGUAAAUGUGCAUCAAACAGUAUGCCUGACUGGAUCCAAUCUCUCAAAUGUCCAAAAUGAAAAACCAACCAAACGUUCGGCCUGCUUGUACAAAAUGCUUAUUGUUCAAAUGUUUCAUCUUAGAUUUAAAACAUUUUCUACAAUCAGCCGUAAAGUACAGAGUAUGUCAAAAAUGUUUUAGGAAGAAGAAAAAAAAUACUCAUGGACUUUGUAAAUAGUUACUUUUAGUGUCCAGUUCAGAGUUAACUUUUUUGUUGUUGCAUUGCGCAGUAUUGUAUUGACCUUUUCAAACAAAAGGAACUGGAGCCCAAAUCUGUAGACUUCAUCACAUAUCCUGAUGACCCGGAAGAUCCUGCCUACUAUACUCUGAACUAUUUGUUUGUAAUAAAUAAAAACACAGACAGUAUUUAUAGAAGAACACACGUGCCAAAAUGAAUGAUAACUGUAGAGCAGCAGAUCCCAAACUGAGGGUUUAUAAGAGGAAUUUGUGCUGUUGUAUCAGACAAAACGACUAAGAAAAUAAGAUAUUUUGCUAUUUAACACUACAUAUUUUAGUGUCUUCAAGCUUCUUAAUUACAAUCCAAGCAGGUAAAGUGCUCACAACUUCUGAUGAGGUGUUUUAUUUCAAUGGUUGCAAGACAAAAUAAUUGGUUACCACUGCUGUAGAGGAUGCACGGGACAAAGGGGAGUAAAAAUGGUUUUAAACCUUAAAAUCUAUCACAGCUAGUGCUAGUAGUCUGCUUCAGUUCAUUUUACUGUCACAGACUUUUUCUGGUCUUUGCAGACUGUGAACAUAAACAGUGCCAUUUAAUGGAUGGUUUCACGUAAAGCUCCUCACAGUGCCAUGACUUUAUACGUACACCAUUUUAUUAUAGGCAUCAAGAAUCCACAUGCUCUGGACUCAUUUUUAUCUAAGCUCUAACCCAUCGUGCCAUAAUACAUUUCAAAAAUAUUUUGAAUUACUCAUCUCCUAAACUCAUAUUCCAAAGUGCCUAGUCACAAAUAGCUAUCAAUUUUAGUUUCAUCACAAUAAACAGAAGAAACUUAUUCCCUGCAAAGAAUGUACAGACGGUGUGUUUUUAUUGUGUGCUACAAAAAUAAGUGUUGCUUAUUUAUUGGUGAAAUGCUUCAAGUGAAAUGCUGUGUAUUUUUUCAGUUUAAUUAUGAUGAGUUUGAGAUUUGCACUGAUGCUUUAUUUAGCCUUCUCGUUACAACCAUCAUCCGUUCAAGAUGAGUCAGUUUCAGUUCAGCACCACGUCAGCAACACAAACAGCUUCAAAAAACACUUCAUGUUGUAACAGUCAACACAAAAGGCUUUAAUACGACAGCUCCUGACAAUCGCUUGAGUGUUACCCAUUUUUCCUCUUCCUGUCUUUAUGAUUUGUGCAGAAAACUAAGCUAAUAACUGUCCAUGUGGGGGAAUAAUUCAAUAAGAUAAAAUGUGAAAAAAAAGGAGGAUUUAUCCACAGUAUUUACUCAAGAUACCUAUUUUUUGUAUUGUCGUUUGAGUGGAUCAAAAGAAUGUAGAUUACAAUGAAUUGAAUAUUGUCCAGCAGAAAAGGAUGUAUAUUUAUUUUCCAUAAACCAGUGCCAUGUGAAAUAACUCAAUGUACAGUAUACAUGCUUUCUUAUGUGUCAUUCAUGAUGUAUGAUUUCAUUUAAAUUGAUUGAUAUUGACUCUCUUGGUUAAAGUGCCAUACAUGUAGUGCCAUAACCGGUUAGAUGUGAUGUCUCACUUCUAAUUUUAAAAACAAAACAAAAAAACACUCACGGGAUAUUGAUGUCCAAAGCCGCAGAGGAUAUUGUGUGAGAUAAAAAAAGAUUUAAACUCUAGAAAAGAUAAAACAUACACACUUCUGAAGGGAUGUAUCAGUUGUAUGCAUCUCCUUGGCUGCUUUAGGACAAAGCCGUGUGUGGCAAGAUUCUGUCAAGGGGGAAGUAGAGCCAGAGGUGGGGAAAAAAUACUUUUUUAAUUAGGAAGGUGUUAGAAGGUGGAACAAAUGCGACAGAUAAAACACAAAGUGUGUACGACGGUGAGAUAAAAACCUCUCUGCUGCUGCUUACGUGUUCUAUCACCAGCCAUCACUCUGAGUCUGAAUGCGCUCAGAUGGAAACGACCAUGUCUCAAAGCUGUUACUGUCUGUGAAAAAGAAGAGUAGAAAACUCAUUACCUGACCAUGUCUGUGCUGUAUAUGUGUCGACCACAAGGUGACAGCAGAGUGUUAGUAUUUUAGUUUGAUUAUUUUGUAGCUACAUUUGACAGGCUUUGAUUUGCUUUUUGAACCUUGUACUUGUUGGAUUAAAUAGAGGUAGUGUGUGGCACUGAAGCACUUACUGUAAAUGUCACGUUUAAUACUCUUUUCAUCGUUUGAUGACUUUUUAUUACACAAAGCAACAAACAAACUGACAAAUUAGGUUUUUCUAGAUCAUGUUCCCACUCUCAAUCCCCAAAUGCCAUUUUCUGUCUCUUUACUUUCAGAAUAAACUGUGAACUAUUUGAUUUUCAAAUCUUCAAAAUGUGACGAAAUGAUGAUAAUCUGUGGCACUUUUUGAUUUGAUUUUUUAACAGUGUCAGGCUGUGAAAUGUAAUUUUGGCUUCAUCUGACCACACACACACACACACACACACACACACACACACACACACACACACACACACACACACACACACACACACACACACACACACACACACACACACACACACACACACAACUCUUCUUACGGUUGGUUUUGCAUUCAGUUUCACAAUAUCCGUUGUGUCACAGAACAGCAAGUUUUAUCAAAGGAGUAGUCUGACAUUGUUGGAACUCUCUUGCAAAAUGGUUAGCUGAAACCCACUUUCUCCAGGUUCUUCUGGUGUGAAUCUUUUAAACUAACUUUUGGCAAGAAAGUGAAUAUUUAAUGUUAUUCCUUAUAUGUCAAACUAUUCGCUGUGUGGCAUUUCUCUGUGUUUAGAUGCCUUUUUUUGGCGCUGUGUGUUUUAAAGCAAGUUUUAUCAAGUGUUGAGUGUGUGCGUAUUGAUUGCCAAUGAAUUUUUGAAUGUACCAAUGUUGCUCAGCUGCUCUUAGCCUGCUACUGUAUCAAUUUGCCAUGGUGUACAAAUGAUGUCUUUUCUUGAUCAAAUAUACAGUAAACUGUAUAUGUAUAUUUUUGGCACACAGGUGGAUCUCUUGAUGAAGACCUGUAAUGUUUGUGACCGUGUUUUUGUAUGUUUAUGUUUAUGUAACUGUUUUCAGAGUGAGUGCGGGAGUGCGUUUGAAAGUUGGAGAGUGUAUUCUGUACGCAUGUGUAUGUAAUGACAAACAUUAAUGAGGAUAUAAGUAACUUAAAUGUAAAAAAAAGAAUAUCUAUAAACCCUCAUCGAUAUUAUGUUAUACCUGUGACAGUGUGUCAUGUGUAACAUGCGUGCUGGUGUCCUUCAUUCAUGUCCCAGAUUGUGAAAUUUGACUGCUAAAUAAAUCUAUCUGUGGUAAAUUGUUGUA
Eleginops maclovinus (Patagonian blennie) is the source of this 5702-nucleotide messenger RNA. Its product is annotated as pituitary adenylate cyclase-activating polypeptide type I receptor-like. Gene Ontology annotation, biological process: adenylate cyclase-modulating G protein-coupled receptor signaling pathway; cell surface receptor signaling pathway. Gene Ontology annotation, cellular component: plasma membrane. Gene Ontology annotation, molecular function: vasoactive intestinal polypeptide receptor activity; G protein-coupled peptide receptor activity; peptide hormone binding. The record is from RefSeq and is a predicted model, not a curated record. Bases 364 to 1803 code for a protein of 479 amino acids. The transcript is spliced from 15 exons. Lineage: Eukaryota; Metazoa; Chordata; Actinopteri; Perciformes; Eleginopidae.